GAACGGCUUGGAGGGAUGACGUCACGCUCCAGGAUGGGUCGGGGGAGGUGGGGCCGGCUUCUCCAGCCUGCCCCGCCCUCAGACACCAGGACACUCCUGAUAAACAGUGCGCAGGACGCCGGGGUGACACCGGGGACCCCAAGCUGGAUCCUGGCGAGGGAAAGACUGGAGGAAACUGUGUCAGAGCAGUGAUAUCGAAGCUGCCAUUUACCCUGGAAAGCAUCCCAAGUGCCUGAUUUGCAUCUCAGGAACCUUCUAGGCAGAUAUUGUCCUGUGUGCCCACAUCCUUGCUUCUGAGAAACAGGUGGUGAAGCAACUCGGUUGACAAUACCAUGGGAUCCACCCCGGAAGGAAAAGACAGUGCUUUAUGGCCAGACACCCCCAAGGGCCCCCUGAGUGCCUACCGAGCAAGAGCUUCCUUCAGCUCCAAGGAGCUGCUGCUAUUCUGGGACGGCGAAGAUGUGCUCCAGUUCAAGAAAACCAUCUUCGAGGCUUUGGAGAAUGACCCUCUCUUUGACCGCUCCUGUGGGACUGAUCUGCCUCUAGAGAAGCAGCGGGAACUGAACUUCCUUCGCUGCAAGCGCAUCUUCGAGUAUGGCUUCUUCCACAUGGAUGACCUGUUGAAGGACCCCCUGAAGGUCCCAACGUUGAUUGCCUGCCUGGGCAUGUACGACUGGUCCCUGGCUAACAAAUGUGCCCUCCACAUGUUGGUGAGUAUGUGGUAGAGAGCAGGGAACCCUUCACAUCUCUCACCUGGCGUCACUUUAUGCUUUCGCGUUUAGAUUUUUGGAUGUUUUGCUCUGACUGAACUGAGUCACGGGAGUAACACCAAGGCCAUGCGGACCAUAGCUCACUACGAUCCCGCCACUCAGGAGUUCAUCUUACAGUCCCCGGAUUUCGAGGCUGCCAAAUUUUGGGUAGGCAACAUGGGCAAGACAGCGACGCACGCGGUGGUGUUUGCUCAGCUGCACAUGCCGGAUGGCCAGUGCCACGGGCUGCAUUCCUUCCUGGUGCAGAUUCGGGACCCGAAGACCCUGCUCCCCAUGCCAGGGGUGCUGGUCGGCGACAUAGGGAAGAAGCUGGGGCAGAAUGGCCUGGAUAACGGAUUUGCCAUGUUCCACAAAGUUCGAAUUCCUCGACAGAACCUCCUGGACUGGACUGGGAGUGUCAACUCCGAGGGCACUUACAGCACCCCCUAUAAGGAUGUCCGGCAGCGUUUUGGAGCAUCCUUGGGCGGUCUGUCCUCAGGACGCGUCUCCAUUAUUGGCAUGUCCGUGGUCAACCUGAAGCUGGCAGUGUCCAUAGCGAUCCGAUUCUCAGCCACGCGGUGUCAGUUUGGACCCACAGAUGAGGAAGAAAUUCCUGUCCUUGAAUAUCCACUGCAGCAAUGGCGCCUACUUCCAUACCUGGCAGCUGCCUAUGUCUUGGACCACUUCUCUAAGACGCUCUUCUUGGACCUGAUAGGGCUACAGUUUGGCCUGCUUGAGGGAAACAACAGUACCAGGCAGGCGGAGCUUGGACGUGAGAUCCACGCCCUGGCAUCAGCUGGCAAGCCCCUAGCCUCCUGGAUAGCCCAACAGGGGAUCCAGGAGUGCCGCGAGGCGUGUGGGGGACACGGCUAUCUGGCCGUGAAUCGGCUUGGUGACCUCAGGAAUGACAAUGAUCCAAACUGCACCUAUGAAGGCGACAACAACGUCCUGCUGCAACAGACCAGCAACUACCUGCUCAGCUUCCUGGAACGCCGGCUCCAAGACGGAGCUGCCUUCACAAGCCCUCUCAAGACAGUGGACUUUCUGGAAGCCUAUCCUGGAAUCUUGGACCAGAAGUUCACAGGCUCCAGCCAAGCUGACUGGCUGGACUCAGCAGCCCCUCUGGCAGCAUACCGCUGGCUUGUCUGCUACCUGCUCCAAGGGAGUCAUCAGAAAUUCUGUCAAGAGAAAAAGUCCAGAGGCAGCGACUUUGAAGCAAGGAACAACAGCCAGGUGUACUGUUGCCGGCCCCUGGCCCUGGCCUUCCUGGAGCUCACUGUGGUGCAGCGAUUCCACACGCACACACACAGCUCCAGCGUGCCUCCAUCUCUGCAGGCCGUGCUUCGGCGGCUCGGCAUGCUCUACAGCCUCUGGUCCCUGAACCGGCAUAUGGCCCUGCUCUACCGAGGUGGCUACAUUUCUGGUGAACAAGCAGGAAGGGCGAUGGAGGACGCCAUCAUGUCACUGUGUGAGCAGCUGAAAGAUGAUGCGGUGGCUCUGGUGGACGUGAUCGCCCCUUCCGACUUUGUUCUGGGCUCCCCAAUUGGCAGAGCUGAUGGUGAGCUCUAUAAAAACCUGUGGGCAGCCGUCCUGCAGCAGGACGGGGUGUUGGAGCGUGCCACCUGGUGGCCUGAGUUCACUGCCAACAAACCCUUGGCCAGCAGGCUGAAGUCCCAGCUGUAGACAUGGUGGCAGAGGCGGCCACAGCAGAAGCAGCUGACCCAGAGGCCUGGACCCAGGACACCAAGAUACCCACGCUGAAAACCACGCACACCGUGCCUCUUCUGGUCCCUCGUCGACCUGUCAUCCCCAUCCUCCAAUGGGGACAGGUCAUGUCCCACGUGGUGGGUCAAGGAGUUUGCACAGUGUGUCUCCCUGAGGGUCUUGGGAUUUUAAUGAAGGAUUUUACCCAUGCUCUCUUGGGAUACAGAUAGGAAGGAAAAAUCGGGGCUCACAAUGAAGGCUUCUGCUCAGGGGAACUUUGGGGUCCAUGGGAGAUUUUUGCAAAGCUCUAUUCUCUAUUCUGCCUUCUGAUUCUUUAACCUUUCUGUGGUGUUGUUACUUAUGGCUCUGUACCAUGGAGCAUGAGAACGAUGUCAUUUGAAGAUUUUUAUGGGAAAAAAUGCUUUAUUACUUAUUUUGGUAGCACCAGAAGUUUCCACUGAGGAAGGGCCCCCACAGGGGAAGGGCAUGGUGGUGGGGACAUCUAGCCUACUCACCAUGACAUCCCCACUGUGUCAGUGACUGGGUGGCAGUGGUUUCAGUCCUUUUAUUUCUAAAACAGGGGCAAUGCCCAGUGCCAUCUGUCCCCACCAAGCCUCCCUCAGCAAAUUCACACGUGGCAUGACCCUGCUACACUGGCCCCAGCCAGACCCUAGUGCUUCUGAAAGCUAUGGGGCCAUGCUGCCGUCCCUUCCCGCUGUAGGGAGGAUCCUGUCCUCUUAGCCUUUCCGAUGGGCUGUACUGAGGCCCAGGUGCUUACCGAGCCCAAGAGCCUCUUGAGCACCUUGCUCUUGGUCAAGCCCACCCCCCGCCCUGGCUCAGCCACCUCCCAGAGUUCCACUCCAGCCCAGUGGCAUGGGUGGGCUCUGGGGACCGCCACCUGGAGUCCCCGUGGAACAUGGGAACCAUGCGUUCACAGAUGAUCCCCUCCACCUGGAUCUGUGGCUUUUCCCAACAGCGAGGACUAAGUCUUAGGUCUCCUCGGGUCCUGCCAGCUCUUGGGGUUUGUGCUUUUCCCUUCCUGCCGCACAAUGGUCACCUCAGUCACCUGUGUGGGUGACUUGGGUUUUUUUGGGGGGGAGGCGGGGGAGCUUUACUAUCCUGUCCGAUUGGAGGCUGAGCAGCAUGUCACAGAAGUGGCUAAGGUCGGUAGAGUGUGGCAUUAAGAUAAGUCACGUGGUUCCCGGGGUGAAGCAGUCUGGCUGCAGAGCUUUCAUUGGUGGCUCCGAUGCCGACAGAGUUGAAGUGAUAGAAAAUGUAUCAGCAGUGAUGACUUCUGGGGGAGGAAGGGUCAGUUUUCUUUUAAGAGUGGCCACUGGUGGGUUGACCAUGCUCCAUUGUAUGUUCACACACCAAGAGUUUAUGUGCAGGCACAAAGUAGACUUGAUGGAUUUUUAAAAAUAUGUGUGUUUUCAUAUCCACCCAUUGGGUAUGUCUUUGUCCCUGGGGCAGAGACUGGCUCUCUGGACACCCAGACUUCGAUAGAUGUCCUGUUAGCUUGCAGGCAUCACAUGCCUUGCAAGGAGGAAGCCUGUAUCCUUAGUCACUGCCAGGGUACAUGUGCUCCACUCCUGUUCUGAGGGUGAGGCUGGUGGCGUGUGAAACAGGCCCGUGGGCAGGAGCCACAUUAUUGAGACAGACUUGUAAAGGUCCCUUAAAAAUGACACAUUUGUAAACAGCAGUAAAAACUUGAAUAAUUGCAAUAAAGUGUUGAAAUUGAA
Molecule: messenger RNA, 4192 nt
Organism: Peromyscus maniculatus bairdii (prairie deer mouse)
Lineage: Eukaryota; Metazoa; Chordata; Mammalia; Rodentia; Cricetidae
Source: RefSeq, a predicted model, not a curated record